This is a messenger RNA of Pestalotiopsis fici W106-1, 1161 nucleotides long. RefSeq lists its product as uncharacterized. Gene Ontology annotation, molecular function: oxidoreductase activity, acting on single donors with incorporation of molecular oxygen, incorporation of two atoms of oxygen; iron ion binding. Lineage: Eukaryota; Fungi; Ascomycota; Sordariomycetes; Amphisphaeriales; Sporocadaceae. The coding region runs from base 1 to 1161 and encodes 386 amino acids. The record is from RefSeq and is a predicted model, not a curated record. The transcript is spliced from 2 exons.
AUGUUUACCUUUAAGGCUCUUGCCGCUGCCUUGGCAGUCAUCUCCAUCUUCGGCACUACAUCAGCUCACCCUGGCGAGAGACACUCACCCUCUAGUGUCAAGAGGGAGGCUGAACGAUAUCGCGAGGCUCACGCCAGAGCUGCCCGGGCCUUUUCCCAGAUUGACCAGUUCCCGCGUGCUCUGGAGUUGCAAGAGCGAGCUGUUGCCCGGCGAUUUGCUACAUGGAACGCUCUCCGUGCGGAGCGUGGUAUCGCCAGCAACCCCUCGAUCGAAAAGAGAACCAAGGAGGAUCUAGACAAGUAUCUUGCUAUCAGCCACGAUGUCUCUGAUACAGGGUACACUCUUGACACCCCUACCGAGGUGAUUUUUGGCAGCAACGCGACAGCUGCUUUGGUUCAAGAGGCAAUCCUCGGUCCAUACUUUGCAUCUGGUGAGCUCUUGCGCACAGACGUAACAGAGGGUAUUGCUGGUGUCCCUCUCCACUUGGACAUCCAGUUCAUUGAUAUCAACACCAUGGAUGCCGUUGAAGACCUAUACGUAGAUAUCUGGCAAUGCAAUGCUCUUGGUGUCUACUCUGGUGUGGCUCUCGCAGGCCAGGCCGGUCUUAACACGACGUGGCUCCGUGGAUUCCAAGUCAGCAACGAAGAGGGCGUUGUCGAGUUUGACACCAUCGUGCCUGGCCACUACGCCGGACGUACACACCACAUCCACAUUCUGACCACGAUCAACUCCACCAUGUUGCCCAACAACACCUACGUCCCUGGUAUCACCAACCACGCCGGCCAAUUCUUCUUUGAGCAGUCCCUGGUCGACGAGGUCGAGACCCUGGACCCGUACAACACCAACACCCAAGUACUGGUCAAGACCGCGGAUGACGACAUUGCUCAGUCUGUGGCUACCUCGGUUGAUGAUCCACUGCUCCAGUACGUGCGGCUUAGUGACAACCUCCAAGAUGGCUUGCUGGCCUACAUCACUGUCGGCAUUGACUUGAAGGCCAACCACAGCGACAGCUACCAACCUGCUGCACACUGGGAGGCGGGAGGCGGUGUCAGCCUGCCCGGUUGGGUGCCGUCGCUCCCCGGUGGUGUCACUCCCACUCUACCACCGGGUGUUCCUCUGCCUAUCACCACAUCGGCAGGCACUAUUACAAGUGCCACCUAA